GUGCCGGUGUCGGCCAUGAAGCUGGUAAAUGGGGGAGGAGGAGGAGGUAGCGGAGGAGGUGGAGGAGUUGGUGGAGGGGGAGAAAAGACUGCCUUUUCCUUCAAGAAGUGCUCAGCUUUCCAGUUUGUCAAGAGAAAGGUACGAAGAUGGAUGCGGAACCCCAAGGUGAGCGUGGAGAAAGCCCAGGGGAAAGGCCUCCUCUGUCCAUGUCCAAAGUGUCCACUGGCUGAGGACCUGUGGUACACGCACAUCCCCUCGCCAUAUGGCUGCUGUCACUACACUGGCCAGCAGGGCGGCCAAUACUACCACCAUGAGCCGUGCUCGCCGUGUCCAGCCAGUGGCCAAACGGGCGGCCAUGAUAAAAGCAAGGGCUGUAAGGUCAGGAAGUGGAAGAUGCUGGGUCGCCAUCACAGCGACAGCACAGGCAAGCAGAAGGAAGCUGAGUCAGAGUCGGUCCAUCUGGGAGGCUGUCAGUCCUGGGGGAUCCACGCCUCGCCCCUGCUGGCCAGUCCCGUCAUGCUGGAGUGCUCCGUCUGCAGUGGACCCUACAUCAGCUACACCCUGGAGGAUAUGUGGCAGCCGCGCCAACGCACGCAGGCGAUGGACCUGUACUACCACAAUGACUCAGACCCAGACAGUUUGUACUGUUGCCCCGGCGACAACACUUUCAUGAAACAGAGGAAAAUGGGUCUGAACGACUUCAUUCAGAAGCUUGCCACCAACUCCUACUGCAAGCAUCCAGAGGUUCAGUCUAUUCUGAACUUAAAUCCACCUCAGGAUGCUGAGCUCAUGAAUGCAAACCCCUCUCCUCCUCCCAGUCCAUCCCAGCAGAUAAACCUCGGUCCAUCCUCCAACCCUUCAGCCAAACCCAACGACUUCCACUUCCUCAAGGUGAUCGGCAAAGGCAGCUUCGGCAAAGUCCUGCUGGCACAUCACCGCACAGAUGACCAGUUCUACGCCGUCAAAGUCUUACAGAAGAAGGCCAUUCUCAAGAAGAAGGAGGAAAAACACAUCAUGUCAGAGAGGAAUGUACUGCUCAAGAAUGUCAAGCAUCCAUUCUUGGUCGGCCUGCACUACUCUUUCCAAACGACAGACAAACUCUACUUUGUCCUGGACUACAUCAAUGGUGGAGAGUUGUUCUACCACCUCCAGAGAGAGCGCUUCUUCCUCGAGCCCAGAGCCAGGUUCUAUGCUGCAGAGAUCGCCAGCGCCCUCGGCUACCUCCACUCUCUGAACAUCGUCUACAGAGACCUGAAGCCAGAGAACAUCCUGCUGGACUCACAGGGACACAUCAUCCUCACAGACUUCGGCCUGUGCAAGGAGAACAUUGAACCCAACGGGACCACGUCGACUUUCUGUGGCACACCAGAGUACUUAGCUCCUGAGGUGCUUCACAAGCAGCCGUACGACAGGACGGUAGACUGGUGGUGUUUAGGGGCCGUUCUCUAUGAAAUGCUCUAUGGCCUGCCUCCGUUCUACAGCCGUAACACAGCGGAGAUGUAUGACAACAUCCUGAACAAGCCACUGCAGCUGAAACCCAACAUUUCCAACGCAGCCAGACACUUGCUGGAGGGUUUGCUACAGAAGGACCGCACCAAGAGGCUGGGCUGCGCAGACGACUUUAUUGAAAUAAAGAACCACGUAUUCUUCUCACCCAUCAACUGGGAUGAACUCAAUGCCAAAAAAAUCACCCCACCCUUCAACCCCAAUGUGACUGGUCCCAAUGACCUGCGGCACUUUGAUCCAGAGUUCACAGAUGAGCCGGUGCCCAACUCCAUAGGCUGUUCUCCAGACAGUGCACUCGUCACAGCCAGCAUCAAAGAUGCUGCCGAAGCCUUCCUGGGUUUCUCCUAUGCCCCUUCUAUGGACUCCUACCUAUAGGAUUUAAACAAAGACACUUAAAAGGACAUCACUUUAGAUUUACCGGGCAUGAACUGUGUCCAUGGAUCAGCAUCUUGACCCCCACCCAACAUUUCCUGUCACGGUGAUGGAUAUUUCUUAAGCAAAAAGUCCUGCAUCCACAAAGAACUAUAGACACGUGUACCUGCCAUAACUUCUCCAUCCCUUAAACGCAUUGAAGAAGAUGGGUAGAUUCUGCCUGUGAAAUGACUUCUUGUAGUAAAUCUCCAUUUUACCAUGAUUUACUAAUGCACAAAAAAACUUUUCACAGUGGACACCGAGCAACAUGCUUCUACAGUCGUCGAUUGUUCGUCUUGAGUCUGAUAGUGGAAGUCCUUUGCACAUAGCUCAGGAAGCUUAAAAGCCCCCAUCUAAUCCCCCCCCCCCCACACCCUUGGAGGUACAACUAACAAGCACACGCUUUCAUCUUUUUCCAUCAGAGAAAGGCUUGGCCAGUACUGUGCUGCUGACCCCGACCACGAACACACCAUCUUCCAUUUAUGUAGCGAAACAUCUCAGAUUUGAGAUCCCGUCCAUCAGAUCGGGAUCUACCUGCCAGUCGAGUCUGAAUGAGUAGUUCGGAAAAGAUUUCAUUCACCCGUUAUGGUGCUUUAGUUUUCUUAUCAUUUUUCUACGUGUGCUUUUUGAAAGGGGAGUUGUUUGAAGCCGAAUGUUACAGAGGGGGACAUUUUAUUUUUCUCUCAAAGGUGCCUUUAUUUUCUUCUCACCGUCACAUCUUGUCACAUCUUUUGGGUUCACCCAUGUCCAACUUUAUUGUCGCUGUUUCGCGCGUUGUUUCCUUUUGUGGAGAGGAACAGUGUAGCAUUAAAACAUUUUUAUACAGCUGUUAGGUCUUUAACGUGGGAGACGUGGGAACUCAACUGAUGUUUCAUGUCUUCAUUUGCACAUAAAACAAUAAUGGUAAUGCUGAGAGAGAGACAGAGAGAGAGAGAGAGAGAGCACUGCUGCUAUAGGUGAGAAGGAGAGUAAUGCGUCUAGAGGUGUUAAUGUAGUUCUGCUUGCCAACAGUGUCCCCCUCACAUAGUCUUCCAUUCACCUCACAGUAAUCUAAGUAGCUGUCAUCGUUGAAACUGAACAUUCCAUGUUAAUAUUGCUGUAAUGCAGUUUGAUGGUAUUUAAGUUUGUUUGUAUAUUUGGAGUUAUGUGUCCUAGUUUUAAUGUAUAUUGAACAAAAAUGACUAAAGGUAUGCUUAAAUAUAUACAUAUACAUAUAUAUGUAUAUACAUAUAUAAUGUAUCAAGUCAUGUUAAAUGUACUGUAAAUUGUAAAAUUGUUUAAAAGAAUUUAAGUGACCAUGUCUCGUUUGCAAUAAAACUUUAAACUUGA
This is a messenger RNA of Solea solea (common sole), 3246 nucleotides long. RefSeq names its product serum/glucocorticoid regulated kinase 1 (gene sgk1). NCBI's taxonomy places the organism in Eukaryota, Metazoa, Chordata, Actinopteri, Pleuronectiformes, Soleidae. The transcript has 13 exons. Gene Ontology annotation, molecular function: ATP binding; protein serine/threonine kinase activity. Gene Ontology annotation, biological process: protein phosphorylation. The record is from RefSeq and is a predicted model, not a curated record. The coding region runs from base 16 to 1881 and encodes 621 amino acids.